AUGUUUGUAUUGCUACAGGGUGCAUCCUCGAGUCUGGUGGUCAAGUUUGCUGACACAGAGAAGGAGCGACAACUGCGACGAAUGCAACAGAUGGCCGGCAACAUGAGCCUCCUCAACCCAUUCGUCUUCAACCAGUUUGGGGCAUACGGCACCUACGCGCAGGUCAUCACCGAACAGUUUGAAAUCCCUCAGCAGCAGGCAGCGCUGAUGGUGGCGGCGACAGCUCAGGGCUACAUCAGUCCCAUGACGGCUCUCGCGUCCCACGCGCUCAAUGGAAUGGCCAACUCUGUCGUACCACCAACUUCAGAAAAUUUCUCCGGUCUGGCAAUAGGCACUGGUGGAGGGCAGCCGCUUAAUGGCGCGCUGCCAUCUCUGCCGUCGCCCACCAUGCCUGGCUUUAACAUGGCGGCGCAGACCAACGGCCAGCCGCCACCACAAGAUGCCGUGUACACCAAUGGCAUACAUCAGACGUUCACUGGACCAGUCCCAGUGACGGCCCAAGGCCUGCCUAAUGGUGAGGCAGCGGCGCUGCAGCAUGCGGCCUUUUCAGGCAUGCAGCCAUUCCCCGGAGUCGCUUAUCCAGCGGUUUAUGGGCAGUUUCCGCAGCCCAUUCCUCCACCGAUGUCUACCAUUGCUCCAGCGCAAAGAGAAGGCUGCUCCAUCUCGGGGCCCGAGGGCUGCAAUCUGUUCAUCUACCACCUCCCCCAGGAAUUUGGUGAUGCUGAACUGAUGCAGAUGUUUCUACCGUUUGGAAACGUGAUUAGCAGCAAGGUGUUCAUUGAUCGUGCCACCAAUCAAAGCAAAUGUUUCGGCUUCGUGUCAUUCGACAACCCGACAUCUGCUCAGGCAGCUAUCCAGGCCAUGAAUGGCUUCCAAAUUGGCAUGAAGAGACUGAAGGUCCAGCUGAAGAGACCCAAGGAUGCCAAUCGGCCUUACUAA
Parnassius mnemosyne (clouded apollo) is the source of this 939-nucleotide messenger RNA. The record is from the annotation of a GenBank genome assembly. NCBI's taxonomy places the organism in Eukaryota, Metazoa, Arthropoda, Insecta, Lepidoptera, Papilionidae.